UUACUCUUGUUCGUGCAGGUAUUCUAAAAGGAAACGGAUGAUAUUACUGACAACAUUUUGCAGAAGAAAGAUAAGGAUUUUUAACGAAGUGUAUAAUGGCAUCGAAUAUCACCACGGCAAUAUGUCAAAAGAAAAUCGAUAAUUUAACUGAUGAGGAAUUUGAUUAUUAUCUCGAGGGUCAUUGCGAUCCAGAUAAACCAACUUGCGCCUUACCUCUAACGUCGGGAUUUAUCGCCGUCUACGCCAUACUUAUUUUUGGUGGAGUCGUGUUAAACCUCCUGGUUCUGGUCACGAUAUUUUCCCGAAAUCGAUUGCGAACAGUAACAAAUGCAUUCAUGGUCUCAUUGUCUGUAGGAGAUUUCUUGUUGGCAACUGUGAUUAUUCCCGUGAGGAUAAACGAACGUUACCUCUCGACAAGUUUCGCUGCAACAAGAAUAAUAUAUCCAUGCAUCGGGGUAAUCACCAUACUCAGCCUGAGCUGUUUAACUUUAGAUCGGUAUCUGAAUAUAAUGCACGCUUUGGACUAUGACAGAUACAUGAAUAAGUCGCGAGCUGCUGUUAUGAUUGCAAGUUGUUGGAUCUUUUCCAUUCUUCAAUCGUGCCCGUACUUGUUGAUUCACGAAAGUGAUACGUACAAGAAAGCAAUUUACAACGACGUUCGAGGUAUUCUCUGUUUUGUAUUACCGGCAAUACUUAAUUGUGUCGUUUACACUAAAUUGUUCGUGAUAGCCAAAAGACAUUCACGCCAUAUUGCUGUAACAUCAGCGAGUAUACCUCAUUGCCGCCCGUUGCUGCUGAGACAGGAUAUGAAAAUACUCACCAUUGUUGUGUUACUUGUCGGUACAUUCAUCGUGUGUUGGUUUCCAUUCCUUUUCGCUGUGAGUUACGAACUCCACCAUGAUAACUGGGAACUGAGCAAACCGUUUUGUUUGUUUAUGGAUAUCUCAGAAUGCAUCUUGAUGAGUACGUGUGUGAUAAAUCCUAUCACGUGCGGUCUUUUCAGAAGAGAUCUUCGGACAUCACUGCGCUUUGUUGCCGCUUGUCAACGAGAAAGCGUUGAAGAAAUUGAACUAAGCUAAACUGUAAUCUGCGGACUUUCCUUUUUGGGGAUAGUUGUAUAAAAACGUUGUUAGCGCUAACUCCAGUUAUAAAGUAGUUA
This is a messenger RNA of Dendronephthya gigantea, 1159 nucleotides long. Its product is annotated as histamine H2 receptor-like. Gene Ontology annotation, molecular function: G protein-coupled receptor activity. Gene Ontology annotation, biological process: G protein-coupled receptor signaling pathway. Gene Ontology annotation, cellular component: membrane. The record is from RefSeq and is a predicted model, not a curated record. Bases 96 to 1079 code for a protein of 327 amino acids. Lineage: Eukaryota; Metazoa; Cnidaria; Anthozoa; Malacalcyonacea; Nephtheidae. The transcript is spliced from 2 exons.